AUGGGUGGGAUAACUUCAAAAAGUAGCUCGUCAAGACAGUCUUCUUUUUCGUCUAGAUCAUCUUCUUGGAAUCAUCAGAAUUAUGAACAGGCACCUUAUGCACAACCAUAUGCACCUACAAGCCAUGACAGUGGCCAGCAGCAACAUUAUGCACAACCAUAUGCACCUACAAGCCAUGACAGUGGCCAGCAGCAACAUUAUGCACCUCCAACUCAAAGCUACGGUGGCGGUGCUUGGGGAUCAGAGUCAAAAAAAAAGUUGGAAAGAAAGUAUUCGAAGAUAGAUGACAAUUAUAACAGCCUGGACCAGGUUACAGAUGCAUUGGCGCGUGCUGGUCUAGAGUCAUCAAAUCUCAUUGUGGGUAUUGAUUUCACAAAGAGCAAUGAGUGGACAGGCGCUAGGUCAUUUCACCGGAAAAGCUUGCAUCACAUUGGAGAAGAGCAAAAUCCCUAUGAACAAGCAAUAGCAAUUAUUGGGAAAACAUUAUCCUCUUUUGAUGAGGAUAACAUGAUUCCUUGUUAUGGAUUUGGAGAUGCAUCAACCCACGACCAAGAAGUUUUCAGUUUCUACCCGGAUGAGGACACCUACUGCAACGGUUUUGAAGAAGUUUUAAGACGGUAUAGAGAAUUAGUCCCUCAGCUACGACUUGCAGGACCCACAUCAUUUGCGCCUAUCAUUGAAAUGGCAAUCACUAUAGUUGAGCAAAGUGGUGGUCAGUAUCAUGUCUUAGUGAUAAUAGCUGAUGGGCAGGUGACUAGAAGUGUUGACACUGGUCGUGGCCAGUUAAGCCCUCAGGAAAAGAAAACUGUUGGUGCAAUUGUCAAAGCAAGUGAAUACCCAUUGUCAAUUAUAGUAGUUGGAGUUGGAGAUGGACCAUGGGACAUGAUGAAAGAAUUUGAUGAUAACAUUCCUGCACGAGCCUUUGAUAACUUCCAGUUUGUGAAUUUUACAGACAUCAUGUCAAAGAAUACAGACCGCUCAAGAAAAGAAGCAGAAUUUGCUCUUGCAGCCUUGAUGGAAAUACCCUCUCAGUAUAAAGCGACGCUAGAGCUUGGUAUAUUGGGUGUGACAAGAGGGAAGGCUGUAGAUAGGAUCCCGCUUCCCCCUCCUCAUUAUGGUUCUGCUUCCUUUGGCACCCCAAAACCUUCACGUGCAAAUAGUUUUCGUCCAACUGCACCUUCCAGGCCACAACAUCAGGAUGUUAGCAAUAGCAGAGCCCGUCCUGCUGCUUCUGCUUCCUCUUCUGCUUCUGACAAUCAUGUCUGUCCCAUUUGCUUAACUGAUCCGAAGAAUAUGGCAUUUGGUUGUGGACAUCAGACAUGCUGCGACUGUGGACAAGAUCUUCAGUUAUGCCCAAUUUGCCGAAGCACCAUUGAAACUAGGAUAAAGCUCUAUUAAGUAUUAGUUCGCCCAAAUCCUCUCAAGCAAAAGCCUGAGCUUUUGACCUGCUUUUUCAACGUUUAACCCAAUUUAUUUCUUUGCAAUUUUUUCUUCCAUUGGGAGGAACUCGGUCCCUGUACAUAUCUCAAGUCUUCCUGGAUUUUGCAUCAUGUCCAUUAUCCUAAGCAACUCCAAAAUGAACAUCUACUAUGUCGUGGUUCUGUAUUUGUUUUGAUUUUUUGUUUUUAAACAUUUUUUCUUGGUUCAGUUAAAUUCUAUAUAUGUAAGUACUAUAAGCAUUGCAUACCUUUCUCGGCCUUUUGGCUAAGAUCAAGUGUACGAUAAGUAUUGCCAUUGGUCCACAUAUGUACAAAAUACAUUACAAUAUAUUAUCACCUGAAUAAAGUUUGCCUACUGACCAUUACCCAUGGUAUUACAUUGUUU
This is a messenger RNA of Argentina anserina (silverweed cinquefoil), 1824 nucleotides long. RefSeq names its product E3 ubiquitin-protein ligase RGLG2-like. Gene Ontology annotation, biological process: protein ubiquitination. The transcript is spliced from 11 exons. Bases 1 to 1398 code for a protein of 465 amino acids. Gene Ontology annotation, cellular component: nucleus. The record is from RefSeq and is a predicted model, not a curated record. Gene Ontology annotation, molecular function: ubiquitin-protein transferase activity. Lineage: Eukaryota; Viridiplantae; Streptophyta; Magnoliopsida; Rosales; Rosaceae.